Messenger RNA from Fulvia fulva, 2097 nucleotides. Its product is annotated as Transcription factor spt8. Gene Ontology annotation, molecular function: protein binding. The record is from RefSeq and is a predicted model, not a curated record. The transcript has 3 exons. The coding region runs from base 1 to 2097 and encodes 698 amino acids. NCBI's taxonomy places the organism in Eukaryota, Fungi, Ascomycota, Dothideomycetes, Mycosphaerellales, Mycosphaerellaceae.
AUGAUUCUCUGUAAUAUGGCAGCCUUCGACGAUGACAACGAUCCCGCGACCGGAUCCCAGGACGAAGAUGAGAACGAGGAUGAGGAAAUGGAGGAUGUGAACGAGGCCAACCAUGAAGAUGAUCAGGACAUGGAUGCAGGCGGCGAUGAUGACGACGAGGACGAGGGCGAUGAUGAUAAUGAUGAUGACAACGAGGAUGAGGACGAUGAGGACAAGAAUGAACCAGAAUCUCCAUCACAACGUGCAAGUCAGCACACUGCUACACGUGGCGCAGCUGACGAGGAAGGCGCGAAGCAGUCAGUUGUUGUGGCCUCCAACUCUCCUCGAACAUCAAGUGGACGAUCUCCAGGCAGCUCUGGCGUGAGCUGGAUACCUCCAACACGGUCGUUGGCUCUGACUGCCCAGGCUUACGAUAUCGUGCCGACUAUGGCCGCUCCCCAGGGCACUUCAAUCAAUGCCAUAACUGCAACGCCGGACAUGCACUAUGUAUUCUCUGGAGGGACGGAUGGCUAUGUGCGGAUGUAUAACUGGGUGGAUACUGCGAACGGGAAGGUGCCGUUGACGGUGGCUCAGAAGCAUCCCUUUGUGGACAGCGUCAUGAAGGCUGGAUCGCUCAUCACGUACUGGGAGAAUGAAGAGUCCAAUUACUUAAAGACUCCGCCUUCACAACCAGAUGAAGGAAAGUGGACCAGCCCUGUCUACUCACUAGCUGUGCAACACCAAGCUCUCUGGCUGCUUUCUGGUCUGGAAUCAGGAGGUAUCAACAUACAGACCUGUCGCCAUCAAGCUGGUACCCGAAUCACCACCCUCAAAGAACACACGAGCGCCGUGUCAGUCUUACAAUUGUCGCGGGACGAGACAAGUGUACUCUCCGGAAGUUGGGACAAGAACAUUCACGAUUGGGACCUCAACAGCGGCAAAGUAAAGCGGUCCUUCAAGAUGUCCGGCAGCCAGAUUGGUGCUAUCGAGGUACGACCGACUAGUGAUCUCGCCGUUCCCGAAGUCACUGAGACGCAGCCGGAUCUACCUAGCGAUACCUUCUCCAGCAACAACGCAGAUAAGCCCACCCAGAAUGGCUCGAUGUCGUUGAACCAAAGCAGACGGCAGUCAGGCAAAGGCGACGAAGAUGCCCCUGGCUCCCCAGAAGGUAGUCUUUUUGGGGAAGGAGACCAUGGAUCUCUCUUCGGCGAAGACCCCGCAGGUGGUGCUGGUGGUGGUAACUCCUUCGGCGAUGACGAUGAUGACCUAACGAAAGCCCUCGAGGAUGAGAUGCAAGGUAGUGAGAAGGGUGCGGCCAGCGAUAUGGACACGGCGUUGAUGAAUGCCAGCAAUGGAGAUGCUGCGAUACCUGCAUGUGCCUCAGAAGAUAUCAUACCAGAGCUGGCCGAAGCAGCUUGGCAGCCCGAGCAGAGGAAUGAAGAGGGUGCAUCUGGCAGUACAGACUUGCACGCCAACGGCAUAGUCACAAACGGGCUGCCUCACUCAGAUGAACCGUUGACUGCGCCACCGACCAAUGAGGAUCAGCAAUAUUCCGUCGCCGACCUUCCUACUCAGUCCGAGUCGACCUUUCUCGACGCGGCCAUUGAUGGCACACUUCGCAUCUGGGACCGUAGAGUACAGCAGCCAGUCGCAGCAAUACAGCCUGUCGGUAGCACGCCACCAUGGGCGACAGGCGCUUGUUGGAGUCCUGAUGGGAACUUCUUCUAUGUUGGCCGUCGCAACUGCACUGUGGACGAGUACUCCAUUCACCACUUGGGAUCGAAACGUUCUGAAGCGAACCGUAACUUCAAGUUCCAGCAAGGAAGUGGACCGGUGUAUGCUGUUCGUGCUAUGCCGAACAAAAAGCAUCUUGUAUGUGCUUCGCAAGACAUCCUCCGCAUUUACGAUCUUGCCCAGGCGGAGUCGAGGCAUAAGACGGUGCCCUUCACGAUCGUGCCUGGACAUCGCGGCGGAGUCAUAAGUGCUAUACACAUCGAUCCAACGUGUCGCUUCAUGCUUUCUGCUGCCGGCAAUAGAGGGUGGGAAGGGAAUGGCACCGAGGUGCUUCUCGGUUACGAGAUCGGCGUUCAAGAUGACAAAGGUGUUUGGCAUAAAUGA